This is a messenger RNA of Hippocampus comes (tiger tail seahorse), 2073 nucleotides long. RefSeq names its product K(lysine) acetyltransferase 8 (gene kat8). Gene Ontology annotation, biological process: regulation of DNA-templated transcription. The transcript is spliced from 11 exons. Gene Ontology annotation, molecular function: histone H4K16 acetyltransferase activity. Gene Ontology annotation, cellular component: NSL complex; MSL complex; NuA4 histone acetyltransferase complex. NCBI's taxonomy places the organism in Eukaryota, Metazoa, Chordata, Actinopteri, Syngnathiformes, Syngnathidae. The record is from RefSeq and is a predicted model, not a curated record. Bases 144 to 1577 code for a protein of 477 amino acids.
UGGAACCGUGCGUUAUGACGUCACACGAAAGCGACGUGUCGGCCAUGUUUUAACUUUGUUGUUGAGCGCGCUUGUUUUCAAGCUGAAGAAGAGCGGCACGUGAGCACAACCAAACAGAACCGAACCGUGACGGACAGGCGGCCAUGGAUCCGGAUAUGGACUCGUGUCCCGCGGUGAGUGAGCGCGGGGACGCGGACGUCGGCCUCCGCACGGCGUGCUCGUCGAACGGCAGCGGUGGAGAGGACGACGACGCCGAGGCCGAAUCAGAGGCUCACGGCCGGGAGGCGGGAGACGGCGGCGGCUGCCAACACGCCCCGGAGAGGACCGCCCUGCUCGGCGGAAGAGAGCAGGAAGUGUCGGUAGAGAUCGGAGAAACCUAUUUGUGCCAGCGAGCCGAUAAAACUUGGCAUGCAGCAGAAGUGAUUCAGUCUCGACUAAACGAGCAGGAAGGAAGAGAAGAGUUCUACGUGCACUACGUUGGCUUCAACAGGCGUUUGGACGAGUGGGUGGGCAAAGCUCGGCUGGCGCUGACCAAGACGGUGAAGGAUGCGGUGAGGAAGAGCGUGGAAGUGGGCGGCGUGGGCGACAUCGGCGAGCAGCCCGAGCGCAAGAUCACACGCAACCAGAAACGCAAACAUGACGAGAUCAACCACGUGCAGAAGACAUACGCUGAAAUGGAUCCGACCACGGCGGCGCUGGAGAAGGAGCACGAGGCGAUCACCAAGGUGAAAUACGUGGACAAGAUCCAGAUUGGCAACUUUGAGAUCGACGCGUGGUACUUCUCGCCCUUCCCAGAAGAUUACGGCAAGCAGCCCAAACUUUGGAUCUGCGAGUACUGCCUCAAGUACAUGAAGUACGAGAACACCUUCAGGCACCAUCUGUCCAACUGCCAGUGGAAACAGCCUCCAGGCAAGGAGAUCUACCGCAGGAGCAACAUCUCCGUCUACGAGGUGGACGGACGCGAUCACAAGAUCUACUGUCAGAACUUGUGUCUGCUGGCCAAGCUGUUCCUGGACCACAAAACGCUUUACUUUGACGUGGAGCCCUUCAUCUUCUACAUCCUCACCGAGGUCAACAAGCAGGGGGCACACAUCGUGGGAUACUUCUCCAAAGAGAAAGAAUCUCCGGACGGGAACAACGUGGCCUGCAUCCUCACUCUGCCGCCGUACCAACGUCGCGGCUACGGGAAGUUCCUCAUCGCCUUCAGUUACGAGCUGUCCAAGUUGGAGAGUGCGGUGGGUUCGCCGGAGAAGCCGCUGUCCGACCUGGGGAAGCUGAGCUAUCGCAGUUACUGGUCCUGGGUGCUUUUGGAGAUCCUCCGAGAUUUCAGGGGGACGCUUUCCAUCAAAGACCUCAGCCAGAUGACGAGUAUCACGCAGAGCGACAUCAUCAGCACGCUGCAGUCGCUUAACAUGGUCAAAUACUGGAAAGGCCAACACGUCAUUUGCGUCACGCCCAAACUUGUGGAGGAGCACCUCAAGAGCGCCCAGUACAAGAAGCCGCCCAUCACUGUGGACACGCUGUGCCUCAAGUGGGCGCCUCCCAAAAACAAACAGGCCAAGCUGUCCAAGAAGUGACCAGAAGAAGCCGCCGCCGUUUGUGUAAAUAUGUGCCAUACUUUCUUCAAAUAUAGCAAAAAGAAAACAACCUCACUGGGGUGGACUCGUGUCAUCCGGCUGUUGAUGCGCUGAGCUUCGGUGCUUGUGCCACCACCUUUUUUUUUCUGGGGGGAGCAACCGAAUUUGUAUUCAACAUCAAGAAACACAACACUUACGGGUCAAUUGUCACACAGAAUGAUGUCUUUACAUUUUAACCUGAUGAGUUUUAACAUUAGAGAACUCGGUAAGUAAAUGAUCAAGUUCAAAUGUGGUUUUCAUCACAAAUGUUCAAGGUCAGCAAUAGGCUUCCGCAAAUAUAGAACUUAAAAAUACAAAAACAAAAAAAAAAAGGAGACAGUAUUUUCUUCGUCUGGGUUGUUUGUUUAUUUUGUUGCCAAAGUUGCUGUUUGAAGGCGUCUGUCCAUGUGGAAUACAAAAGGCACCGUCGCAAGUGUCGACAAAGAGCAGCGACAAA